Molecule: messenger RNA, 6649 nt
Organism: Arachis ipaensis
Lineage: Eukaryota; Viridiplantae; Streptophyta; Magnoliopsida; Fabales; Fabaceae
Source: RefSeq, a predicted model, not a curated record
UAAUAAGUUGCUUCCCUCCAAUGAUGAUGAUGAGAACCACCCUUAUCAUAUGGCUUUGCUUGCUAGAACCCUUGUGCCUAGUGAACUUUACCAUCACCAUUAAUGCUGCUACUUCCCAUUGUCUUGGUCAUCAACAUUCUUUGUUGCUCCAUUUGAAGAACAGCCUCGUAUAUAACCAAACUCAGUCCAAAAAGUUAAUUCAUUGGAACCAUGUUCACGAUUGUUGCCACUGGAAUGGAGUCUCUUGCUACAAGGGGCAUGUCGUGGAUCUAGAUUUAAGCCAAGAAUCUAUAGUUGGAGGUAACUUCAGCAGUCUCUUCCACAUGCAAUAUUUGCAGAGUUUGAAUUUGGCUUAUAAUGAAUUCCACUUUGAAAUUUAUUCUGAGUUCAAAAACCUGAAGAAUCUCAGGUAUUUGAAUUUGUCAAAUGCUGGUUUCAUGGGGCAAAUUCCAACUGAAAUCUCUUACUUGAUCAAGUUGGAGACUCUUGAUUUGUCUACCACAAUCACUUCAUCGUCAAAACAUGGUUUGAAACUUGAGAAGCCAAACAUGGUAGAGUUUGUGCAAAACUUUACAAGAAUGAAAGAACUGUAUCUAGAUGGUGUUGCAAUUUCAGCCAAAGGAGAGGAGUGGUGCCAUGCUGUUUCUUCCCUACAAAGUCUACAAGUUUUGAGUAUGUCAUCUUGCAAUCUCUCUGGUCCUCUUGAUUCUUCAUUGACAAAGCUUCAAUCUCUCUCAAUACUUCAACUAGACCAUAACAAUUUGGCAAGCCCAAUUCCUGAGUACCUUGGUAAUUUGUCUAAUUUAACCACUUUGCAACUCAGAAGUUGUGGUUUGAGUGGAGUCUUUCCAAAAAAUAUCUUCCAAAUUUCAUCACUUCAUGUCCUUGAUGUGUCAGAUAAUCAAGGCCUUCAUGGUUCUUUAUCAAACUUUCUACAUCAAAGAUCUCUCCAUUACUUGAAUCUUAGCCGCACAAAUUUCUCAGGACCUUUACCACAGACUAUUAACAAGUUAAGACAAUUGUCAACACUAGAUCUAUCAAAUUGCCAAUUCAAUGAGACAAUUUCCAAUUCAUUGUCUGAUCUUGCCGAACUUGUUUAUCUUGAUUUGUCAUUCAAUAAUCUUACUGGUCCUCUUCCAUCUUUCAAUAGGUCCAAGGCUCUGAGAAUCUUGUAUCUUAAUCAUAAUUAUCUAAAGGGCACACUUUCACCCACCCAUUUUGAAGGCCUUAUAGAUCUUGUGAGCAUUAAUUUAGAAGUUAACUCUCUAGAUGGAAGACUUCCUUCAUCUUUGUUUACACUUCCAUCUCUGCAGCUGCUCUUUCUUGCUAACAAUAGAUUUGAUGGCCAACUUGAAGAGUUCCCAAACGGUUCCUCCUCAUCAUUAGAGAUGCUUGAUUUAAGUGAAAACAAUUUUCAAGGGCGUGUUCCUUUGUCUAUCUUUCAACUGAAAAGUCUCAGUUUACUUCAACUUUCCACAAACAAGUUCAAUGGCACCAUACAAUUGAGUGUUGUUCAAAGGCUACAAAAUUUGGCAACACUUGAUCUCUCAAACAACAACUUGUUAAUUGUGGAUGACAAUGAUCUUCCAUUCCCCAAGUUGAUCAAUCUUUGGUUGGCUUCAUGUAAGUUGACUGUAUUUCCUGCAUUUUUGAUAAAUCAGUCUUCUUUACUCUUUUUAGAUUUGUCCAACAACCAAAUUGAAGGAACAAUACCCAAUUGGAUUUGGAGACUUGAAAUUCUAUGCUUCUUGAAUCUUUCCAACAAUUUUUUGACUGAUAUGGAAGGUCCUUUCCAAAAUCUUAGUUCAAUUUUGUUCUACCUUGAUCUUCAUGGAAAUCAAUUACAAGGACCAGCACCCAUUUUCACAAAAAAUAUUGUUCAUCUGGACUACUCAAAUAAUAGAUUCAGUUCUAUUACACCAUCAGAUAUUGGUAAUUCUAUUCCUGACUCAGUUGAUAUAUUUUUCUCAAACAACAAUUUUUAUGUAAAAAUCGAUGAAUCCAUUUGCAAUAUUUCAACUCUUAGAAUGCUUGAUCUUUCAUAUAAUGGCUUCAUUGGCAACAUUCCUGAGUGCUUGACAACAAGGAAGAGUAGCUCUCUGAAACUAUUAAAUCUUGCUGGAAACAAACUCAAUGGCCACAUUUCAGAUACAUUAUUCUCAACUUCAUGUUCUCUAAGGUUUAUAGAUCUCAAUGGAAAUCUUUUAAAUGGAGGCCUCCCAAAAUCUUUGGCUAACUGCCAAAAUCUCCAAGUCCUAAAUGUUGGAAACAAUCAAUUAAUGGACGAGUUCCCCUGCUUCUUGAAGAACAUUUCUUCGCUAAGCGUCAUGGUUUUAAGGUCAAAUAAGUUCUAUGGACAGAUUGGAUGCUCCAAUGUGAUUGGCGAUUGGGAAAAGCUUCAAAUUGUUGAUGUAGCAGACAACAAAUUUAGUGAACGACCCUUAUUAUAUUGGCUUUGCUUGCUAGAACCCUUGUGCCUAGUGAACUUUACCAUCACCAUUAAUGCUGCUACUUCCCAUUGUCUUGGUCAUCAACAUUCUUUGUUGCUCCAUUUGAAGAACAGCCUCGUAUAUAACCAAACUCAGUCCAAAAAGUUAAUUCAUUGGAACCAUGUUCACGAUUGUUGCCACUGGAAUGGAGUCUCUUGCUACAAGGGACAUGUCGUGGAUCUAGAUUUAAGCCAAGAAUCUAUAGUUGGAGGUAACUUCAGCAGUCUCUUCCACAUGCAAUAUUUGCGGAGUUUGAAUUUGGCUUAUAAUGAAUUCCACUUUGAAAUUUAUUCUGAGUUCAAAAACCUGAAGAAUCUCAGGUAUCUGAAUUUGUCAAAUGCUGGUUUCAUGGGGCAAAUUCCACCUGAAAUCUCUUACUUGAUCAAGUUGGAGACUCUUGAUUUGUCUACCACAAUCACUUCAUCGUCAAAACAUGGUUUGAAACUUGAGAAGCCAAACAUGGUAGAGUUUGUGCAAAACUUUACAAGAAUGAAAGAACUGUAUCUAGAUGGUGUUGCAAUUUCAGCCAAAGGAGAGGAGUGGUGCCAUGCUGUUUCUUCCCUACAAAGUCUACAAGUUUUGAGUAUGUCAUCUUGCAAUCUCUCUGGUCCUCUUGAUUCUUCAUUGACAAAGCUUCAAUCUCUCUCAAUACUUCAACUAGACCAUAACAAUUUGGCAAGCCCAAUUCCUGAGUACCUUGGUAAUUUGUCUAAUUUAACCACUUUGCAACUCAGAAGUUGUGGUUUGAGUGGAGUCUUUCCAAAAAAUAUCUUCCAAAUUUCAUCACUUCAUGUCCUUGAUGUGUCAGAUAAUCAAGGCCUUCAUGGUUCUUUAUCAAACUUUCUACAUCAAAGAUCUCUCCAUUACUUGAAUCUUAGCCGCACAAAUUUCUCAGGACCUUUACCACAGUCUAUUAACAAGUUAAGACAAUUGUCAACACUAGAUCUAUCAAAUUGCCAAUUCAAUGGGACAAUUUCCAAUUCAUUGUCCGAUCUUGCCGAACUUGUUUAUCUUGAUUUGUCAUUCAAUAAUCUUACUGGUCCUCUUCCAUCUUUCAAUAGGUCCAAGGCUCUGAGAAUCUUGUAUCUUAAUCAUAAUUAUCUAAAGGGCACACUUUCACCCACCCAUUUUGAAGGCCUUAUAGAUCUUGUGAGCAUUAAUUUAGAAGUUAACUCUCUAGAUGGAAGACUUCCUUCAUCUUUGUUUACACUUCCAUCUCUGCAGCUGCUCUUUCUUGCUAACAAUAGAUUUGAUGGCCAACUUGAAGAGUUCCCAAACGGUUCCUCCUCAUCAUUAGAGAUGCUUGAUUUAAGUGAAAACAAUUUUCAAGGGCGUGUUCCUUUGUCUAUCUUUCAACUGAAAAGUCUCAGUUUACUUCAACUUUCCACAAACAAGUUCAAUGGCACCAUACAAUUGAGUGUUGUUCAAAGGCUACAAAAUUUGGCAACACUUGGUCUCUCAAACAACAACUUGUUAAUUGUGGAUGACAAUGAUCUUCCAUUCCCCAAGUUGAUCAAUCUUUGGUUGGCUUCAUGUAAGUUGACGGUAUUUCCUGCAUUUUUGAGAAAUCAGUCUUCUUUACUCUUUUUAGAUUUGUCCAACAACCAAAUUGAAGGAACAAUACCCAAUUGGAUUUGGAGACUUGAAAUUCUAUGCUUCUUGAAUCUUUCCAACAAUUUUUUGACUGAUAUGGAAGGUCCUUUCCAAAAUCUUAGUUCAAUUUUGUUCUACCUUGAUCUUCAUGGAAAUCAAUUACAAGGACCAGCACCCAUUUUCACAAAAAAUAUUGUUCAUCUGGACUACUCAAAUAAUAGAUUCAGUUCUAUUACACCAUCAGAUAUUGGUAAUUCUAUUCCUGACUCAGUUGAUAUAUUUUUCUCAAACAACAAUUUUUAUGGAAAAAUCGAUGAAUCCAUUUGCAAUAUUUCAACUCUUAGAAUGCUUGAUCUUUCAUAUAAUGGCUUCAUUGGCAACAUUCCUGAGUGCUUGACAACAAGGAAGAGUAGCUCUCUGAAACUAUUAAAUCUUGCUGGAAACAAACUCAAUGGCCACAUUUCAGAUACAUUAUUCUCAACUUCAUGUUCUCUAAGGUUUAUAGAUCUCAAUGGAAAUCUUUUAAAUGGAGGCCUCCCAAAAUCUUUGGCUAACUGCCAAAAUCUCCAAGUCCUAAAUGUUGGAAACAAUCAAUUAAUGGACGAGUUCCCCUGCUUCUUGAAGAACAUUUCUUCGCUAAGCGUCAUGGUUUUAAGGUCAAAUAAGUUCUAUGGACAGAUUGGAUGCUCCAAUGUGAUUGGCGAUUGGGAAAAGCUUCAAAUUGUUGAUGUAGCAGACAACAAAUUUAGUGUGAAUCUUGAUGCUAUAACUACAAUUUUCUCUAAGAGCAGCAAAAUGAAGUUAGCCAAACUUGUUACAGUUGAGCCACUUUAUGUGUUAGAUCACUUGUUCUCUCAUGUAUAUGCGGAGGCUUAUAGUCUUCGUAGGUAUGAGAUUCUCAUUGCAUUCACUUCAUUGGAUUUCUCAUCAAACCAAAAACCAAGGCCAAUACCAGAAGAGAUCAUGAGUUUCAAAGCAUUGCAUGCUCUUAACUUGUCUCACAAUGCAUUCUCAGGCCAUAUUCCUUCAACUUUGGGAAACUUGAGAAAUCUUGAAUCCUUAGACUUGUCAAUGAAUUCUCUGAGGGGAGAGAUUCCAACUGAGCUUGCAAGCUUAUCUUUUCUUGCCAUCAUGAAUCUCUCCUAUAAUCAUCUUGUGGGGAGAAUUCCAACAGGCACUCAAAUUCAAUCGUUUGGAGCACAUUCAUUUGUGGGAAAUGAAGCGUUAUGUGGACCUCCAUUGACACAAGGUUGUGGUGGAGAAGAGCAAGGGUUGUUACGACCAUCAUCUAAAACUACUAACUCUCAUAGUAGUAGUUCAGUUAAUUGGAGUUUGUUAAGUGUAGAGUUGGGAUUCACUUUUGGAUUUGGAAUAUUCAUGAUGCCACUGAUUUUGUGGAAGAAAUGGAGGUUGUGGUACUCCAAGAAAGUAGACGAAGCUCUAUACAAGAUUGUGCCUCAACUUGAUUUUGUAUAUGAACGUCGUGGUGGGAAGAGAUAUAGAUCUUUAAGGUCUGAUGAUGAAGAUAAAGAUAAAUCAAGGUUUGGACAUUUAUCUUUUAAUUUUUAUGAUAUCAACAUCAAUUAUUCAGUGAAUCUUGAUGCUAUAACUACAAUUUUCUCUAAGAGCAGCAAAAUGAAGUUAGCCAAACUUGUUACAGUUGAGCCACUUUAUGUGUUAGAUCACUUGUUCUCUCAUGUAUAUGCGGAGGCUUAUAGUCUUCGUAGGUAUGAGGACUCAGUUACCAUUGUAAUCAAAGGUCAACAAAUGAAGUUGGAAAAGAUUCUCAUUGCAUUCACUUCAUUGGAUUUCUCAUCAAACCAAUUUGAAGGGCCAAUACCAGAAGAGAUCAUGAGUUUCAAAGCACUGCAUGCUCUUAACUUGUCUCACAAUGCAUUCUCAGGCCAUAUUCCUUCAACUUUGGGAAACUUGAGAAAUCUUGAAUCCUUAGACUUGUCAAUGAAUUCUCUGAGGGGAGAGAUUCCAACUGAGCUUGCAAGCUUAUCUUUUCUUGCCAUCAUGAAUCUCUCCUAUAAUCAUCUUGUGGGGAGAAUUCCAACAGGCACUCAAAUUCAAUCGUUUGGAGCACAUUCAUUUGUGGGAAAUGAAGCGUUAUGUGGACCUCCAUUGACACAAGGUUGUGGUGGAGAAGAGCAAGGGUUGUUACGACCAUCAUCUAAAACUACUAACUCUCAUAGUAGUAGUUCAGUUAAUUGGAGUUUGUUAAGUGUAGAGUUGGGAUUCACUUUUGGAUUUGGAAUAUUCAUGAUGCCACUGAUUUUGUGGAAGAAAUGGAGGUUGUGGUACUCCAAGAAAGUAGACGAAGCUCUAUACAAGAUUGUGCCUCAACUUGAUUUUGUAUAUGAACGUCGUGGUGGGAAGAGAUAUAGAUCUUUAAGGUGGAAGCCUUAUUGAUUGUUGUUUCACUUUCAUUUGUAUGAUGUAUGUAUGUUGUUGUUUUCUUUUCUUUUCUUUUUUUCUUAUCUUCCUUUAAUUUGUGUGUGAUCAGUAUAAAAAUAAGAACUGUGUUAGUUAGGUUGAAGCUAGCCGUUGGUAGGCCGUAUGAG